ACACUUUUCGGUUUGCCAGUGCAUAUAAAAUUCACGUUUACACUAUACUGUGAUCUGUUAAGUGUACGAUAGCGUUAUGUCUAAAAACCCAGUGUACCUACCUUAAUUAAAAAAUACUUCAUUGCUAAAAAAAAUGCUAACCGUCUGAGCCCUCAGCAAGCUACAGUAGUAACAUCAAAGAUCACUAAUCACAGAUCACUGUAACAAAUAUAAUAAUAAUGAAAAAGUUUGAAAUAGUAUGAGAAUUAUCAGAAUGUAACAGACAAGAAGUGAGCAAAUACUGUUGGAAAAAUGGUGCGGAUAAACUUGGUCAAUGUAGGAUUGCUCCAGGCCUUCAAUUUGUUAAAAAAAAAAUUGUGAAGCAUAGCCUAUUUUCUCUGUAGUGCUUAUGUGUUUGCCCCUCUAUUUCUUUUUAAAUCCUAGUUUUAAAAGUCAGGCUUACUGAUGUGUAAUUUAUAUUCAACAAAAUGCGCUUCUCGUAGGUGGGCAGUUUGAUGAGUUCUGGCACACAUAAUCAGUAAAACAACCAUCAAAACAGGAUAAUAUCUCUGUCACCUCCAAAUGUCCUUUCCCCACCUGUUUCUUGAUUUACAAAGUUUAAGCAGCAUCUGUAGAGUCCUUGCUCAUUAAGAUCAUUCUCUGAUUUUUAAGGAUAAUUUGCCUCAUUCCUAUUUUCUUCUCAGGGUGGAUCAGGUUGGAGUUUAUGUCCUUUAGUUAGAAUGUUGGGUUGUGGUCAGUCCAGGACAAAGGGGAGAAGGCAGAGCCGAGUUUGAAGACCCCCUACUCCAGGCUUGGGGCCUGCAGGAAGUGGCACAGUGGUGAACACACCGUACUACUGCGCAGGUGCCCUCUGGAGACCAAAGGGCCUCGUUGCGCAGUCCCUGGACUGGCCUAGGAGACCCGCAGGAGGGGCUCCCCAGCUGGAACUGCAAAGUCGCCCUACUGUGCACCAGGCUGAGGGGACCGGGAGCUAGAGGGACAGGCUCACUUAUUGUUGACAAUAAUAACUGUCAGUUGAGAGACUCACUUGCUAUGUGCCAGUACACUUAAAUAUAUUAUCCUCUUUCAUCUUUUUUAUUAAUAUAUUAAAAAAUUUUUGAAACAAAGGCAAAUGUGCAGAAAAGUUACGCAUACAAUACAAAGAACUGGUUUUGUUUCCUGAGCCGUUUGUGAGUAAGCUGUCAGUCUGAGCGCCCUCUUUCUCUGAUACUUCAGUGUCUAAGCAGGGGCCUUGCCCGCAGUACAGCCGUCAGGUACAUUCCUGCUAUCUGGAUCAGGGUUUCUCCUCCCAGCGACGUCCUCUGGAGCAGAAGGACCGCAGUCAGUACUGUGCGUUGUACAUGUUUGUCAAGUCUCUUCAGUCUAGAAGGAGUCUGGGUUUUUCCUUGGCUUGCAUGGGCUGACAUUUCCGAGUAUCAGAGGGCAGUGAUUUUGCUGAAUGACGUUCCGUGGGCAUCUCUGUCCGAUGUCUGGUGGGGAUGUCACAUACAGGAUGCUGUGUUCUCAUUGCACCUCAUCAGGUACUGUGGGCAUUGAUUUGGGCAUGUACACUCAUCAUUAGGGGCAGGUGCCUGAGGAAUUUUCAGUCCCCAUGAGGCUGCCAGUGGACCUCCCCGCACCAGUGCGCUCUUGUGGUCUUCUUGCUCUCCUGGGACCCACACCUGUCCCCAUGGUUUGUCGAGCGCCACCUGGCAGCCACUGCCAUCUGGAGCCCCGCCACAGAUGUCCAGGGUGCUGCAGAAAGAUGCAGAGCAGGAGUCCCAGAUGCGGGCAGAGAUCCAGGACAUGAAGCAGGAGCUCUCCACUGUCAACAUGAUGGAUGAGUUCGCCAGAUACGCCAGGCUGGAGAGAAAGAUCAACAAGAUGACGGAUAAGCUCAAAACUCAUGUGAAAGCACGGACAGCUCAGCUGGCCAAGAUAAAAUGGGUGAUAAGCGUUGCUUUCUACAUAUUGCAAGCGACCCUGAUGGUCUCACUCAUUUGGAAGUAUUAUUCCGUCCCUGUGGCCGUGGUGCCGAGCAAAUGGAUAACUCCACUAGACCGCCUGGUGGCAUUUCCUACUAGAGUGGCAGGUGGUGUUGGAAUUACCUGUUGGAUUUUAGUCUGUAACAAAGUUGUGGCUAUUGUGCUCCACCCUUUCAGCUGAAAAAGAAGUUGAAUACAGCUCUGACACUUUAAAAAAUGGAUUUUCAGUUGGGAGGUUAAAAAUCUGAUUUAUACUCUUUCAUUGUUUUUUGUUUUUUAAAGGAAACACAAGUUAGUUUUUUGGUUGAACGUGUUUGUUCUUGGGCUUUGUCAGAUUCUCGUAAGAAUCGUGAAUUUGGGUAUUUGUCAUGACCCGUAAAUGUCAGUCUCACACGUAAGCACCGUCCAGCAUGACACCAGAUUUGUAGUAAGAAAUGUGUGACAUUGUGGGAGGUGGCAUUUUGUUACUUAUGAUUUACACUCUUGAUAUAUUUUAAAGGUCACAUUGACAGCUGGAAAGUCAAAGUUAUUUAAUAACUUAAGUACUUUAAAGACUUUGUGCUAUUUUUAAUCCUGACUAGAAAAUAACUUAAUUUUAAUACCACUACUAGAGUUUGAAAAUUUAUUUUUUAAUCUCAUGCAGAACUUCUGAGAGAAUAACACUAACUGACAUUGCUUGUGUUCUUUCCUUCCUCUUGUUUAAAAUGUCAUUUGUUGGGCAGGACUUCAUUUAGUAUUGUCUACUUAUUCGAAGCUGUUAAUUUUUCAUUAUUGUGUUUUAUAAAUGUAUUUCUGAGACCAUAAUGCAUUGUUUUGUGCUUGAACUGUGUGUUUUAUAUUUAAAGCAUUUCAAAUGAAGGGUAAUUUUAAAGCAUUUAAUAUUUAUACUCUGUAUAAGGAACAAAGUUUAAAAACAACCUAGGAAAUCUGAUUAAAUUAAUUUGAAUGGAUAUACAUUUGGCCCAUAAAAUUUAAUUCUGCUAAGUAUUUUUAAAAACAUUUUUUUCUAAUUAAAGUUUCUGCAAGUGCUAUGUGACUUCUUUCCUUGUGGCCACAUAUUUGCUACGACCAGUCUGUGGCAGAGGACCAUACCCAUUAACUAAGUGGGCCACAGCCACAUAAAGCUGAAUUCUGUCAUCAGUUUUGACAAGGUCAUUUUUGUAUUCCUGUAUUCUCUAAUGGUGUAAUAAGUUCGUUAUUAUUUCUGCUAAUUGUGCUGUGAAAGACAGUGCUGUACUGCGUUAGUUUAUCGUCACCAGAGUGGGUUUCAUGGUCCCCUCCCCUCUCAGACAUACGGGCACCCAGUUGACUUAGCUUUGAGGAAGGAGGCGGAGCAGGGGACAUGGCCGUAUUUAUAGCGGACAAGUGUCGUGGAGGACUCGGACACCAGCAUCCCACAUCCAGUCACCACACCGGGAACAUUUUAGCCACCGAGGAUGAGCAGCGACCUGCGGAGGAGUCGCCGCACGAGGAAUCUGCAGGGGCUCAGGUCCCUUCAAGGCCACGCGCCCCACGCCUGUUUUUCGGGAGCUGCAGGCAGAAGUGGCAGGUCACACAGUGAACAGUCGGGUGGCCAGGGAUGCGUGCCCGGGAUGUCCUCGGACCACUGAUCCGUGUAAAGCCUCCCUGACAGGACCCUUGUUUAUCUGCUUACGGUAUAUUCUUUCAGUUAAUCCUGCCAGGAUUCUGACACGUUCACUAAGGCUGGGGGAAAGGAUUUAGAGUUCACAGCUGCUAAUUCUUUCCACGUUCAUUAAUAGUUUGUGAAGGUUAAGUAGGGGACAUUUAAAUAUCCCUUGUGCUUCACAUCAUUGUGGUUUUUGAAAAAUGGUGUUUGUUUUUAAAUAGAUAAUAAACGUGGCACUGAAUUCAGAAGAUAGAGAAAGGGGUGUGAUGAAGGUGCGUCUCCUGACCUGCUAUCACCUGGCCCAGGUUUCCGGAAUUUCCUGCUGUAACCAGUUCCUGCGGUUCUUACAGUGAUAUUCCUUAUGGUUAUGAAUACUGACGUGUGCUUUUAAAAUAACUUUAAAAAAUUAUAAAAACAAUACCUAAAAAAAACCCCACAAAAACUAUUUGUCGCCUUUUUUUUUUGUUUUGUUUUUAAUCCUGCUUGGAAAGUACAGAGAAGGAGGAA
This is a messenger RNA of Camelus dromedarius (Arabian camel), 4098 nucleotides long. RefSeq names its product guided entry of tail-anchored proteins factor 1 (gene GET1). The transcript is spliced from 5 exons. Gene Ontology annotation, cellular component: GET complex. The record is from RefSeq and is a predicted model, not a curated record. Lineage: Eukaryota; Metazoa; Chordata; Mammalia; Artiodactyla; Camelidae. Gene Ontology annotation, biological process: tail-anchored membrane protein insertion into ER membrane. Gene Ontology annotation, molecular function: protein-membrane adaptor activity. The coding region runs from base 1723 to 2145 and encodes 140 amino acids.